Molecule: messenger RNA, 1062 nt
Organism: Merops nubicus (carmine bee-eater)
Lineage: Eukaryota; Metazoa; Chordata; Aves; Coraciiformes; Meropidae
Gene: TRHR
Product: thyrotropin-releasing hormone receptor
Exons: 2
Biological process (GO): phospholipase C-activating G protein-coupled receptor signaling pathway
Cellular component (GO): membrane
Molecular function (GO): thyrotropin-releasing hormone receptor activity
Source: RefSeq, a predicted model, not a curated record
CAGGUGGUCACCAUCCUGCUGGUGCUGCUCAUCUGCGGCGUGGGCAUCGCGGGCAACGUGAUGGUGGUGCUGGUGGUGCUGCGCAGCAAGCACAUGGUGACCCCCACCAACUGCUACCUGGUGAGCCUGGCCGCGGCAGACCUCAUCGUGCUGCUGGCGGCCCGCCCGCCCGACACCUCCCCAGUGCUGAAAAAAGCCGGCUGCCUCUGCAUCACCUAUUUGCAGUACCUGGGCAUCAACUGCUCCGCCUGGUCCAUCGCCGCCUUCACGGUGGAGCGCUACAUCGCCAUCUGCCACGCCAUCAAAGCCCAGCUCCUCUGCACCGUGUCCCGCGCCAAGCGCAUCGUCUGCGCCCUGUGGCUCUUCACCUCCCUCUACUGCCUCAUGUGGUUCUUCCUGGUGGACACGACAGAGGUCACCUUCUCGGAUGGGUCACAGGUCACCUGUGGCUACCGGGUCUCCAGAAGCCUUUACAUGCCCAUUUACUUCUUGGAUUUUGCUGUCUUCUACGUCAUCCCGUUGGGGCUGGCAACUGUCCUCUACAGCCUCAUUGCCCGCAUCCUCUUCGCCAGCCCCCUGCCCGCCGCCCCGCAGAGCUCCUGCCCGGGCUCCACGCACCAGGGCGCCUCUCUCAAGCUCUCCUGCCGGGGCCAGAAGGGGGCCCUGAGCUCCCGCAAGCAGGUGACCAAAAUGCUGGCUGUUGUGGUGGUCCUCUUUGCCCUUCUGUGGAUGCCUUAUCGCACGCUGGUGGUGGUGAACUCCUUCAUGGACCCUCCGUACCUGAACAUCUGGUUCCUUCUCUUCUGCCGCAUGUGCAUCUACCUGAACAGUGCCAUCAACCCCAUCAUCUACAACCUCAUGUCACAGAAGUUCCGGGCUGCCUUUAGGAAGUUGUGCAAGUGCAAAGAGAAGAACGCAGAGAUCCCCGUGCCGUACGCUGCCCCGGUGCACUACAGCGUUAUGAAGGACUACGCUCAUGACAGCUCCAAUCACAACGUCACUGAACAAGAAGACCUGAACAGUCUCCCUGCAUGUGCAAAGAAGAACAAGCCUGCCAAAUAA